UAGCCUCUCAAUUCUUUUAUAUAAGAACCCUACCACCCUUUGAUUUGCCUCUUUCACUCUUUCUCUCUCUCUCUCUCUUUGAUUUGUUUGUUAUUAUUCUUUCUCUUACACCCUAUCCCUUUGUACUGUCCACUGUUCUUUCUCUGUGUGUUAUUAUAACUCAUCGAUCCAUCCAUCCAUGACUCCUGUUUCUCUGAAUCCACCAGGUCCUAAUUCCUUACUACAAGGUCAAAACCAAUUCUUCAAUAUUUCUCCUGUUAAUCAGGACACUCCUACCUUCUUUAACUUACUUGGAGACUUUGGAGAAAACUAUGAUCAUCAUCAUCAUCAGGAUCAUAAGCUGGCAUUUCAUCAUGAUGGAUCAUCAUCAAGCAAUCAUCAACAACAACUCUAUAAUUCAUCAAGUGAGUCAGUUAUGGUGGAUUCAAGCAGUGCACGUGACACAAAUUUAUCAUCAUCCUUGGAGCUGGAAGAUAGCAGCAAAAAGAACAGUCACGGGUCUGAGAAAUGGAUAUCUUCAAAGAUGAGGUUGAUGAAUAAAAUGAUCAACACAACUGCUACUGUUGCCACAACUCCAAUAAUGAGACCAAACAACAGUAUUGCAGCCACUACUGACAAAGCUAUCAAGACAACAACUCCAAUGAUGAGUCCUAGUAAUUUCGGUACUAGUCCAAGAAAUCAAAAUGUAAGGUACAGCCAAACAAGCCCUAGUAGUAACAGCGGUAACAACACCGUUAGGGUUUGUUCUGAUUGUAGUACAUCUCAUACCCCACUUUGGAGGAGUGGCCCUAUGGGUCCAAAGUCACUUUGCAAUGCUUGUGGAAUCAGGCAGAGAAAGGCAAGAAGGGCCAUGGCAGAAGCUGCAAAUGGUUUGGCUACAUCUCCUAAAACUAAAGUGCUUAAGAUAAAAAAGCCUACACAAUUCAAGACUAAGAACAAGGCUUCUACAAGUACCUCUUCAACUUCAACUACUUCUGCUGGCUCAUCAUCUCAAGAUGUGAAGAAACUUGAAUCUUUUGCAUUAGAUUAUGAUUAUGAUGAAGCAGCUACGGCGGCACGACUUCUGGUGGAUAUAUCUUCUGGUGUUACUUACUGAUCUUAAAUAUAAGACGGUGGAUUUGGAUUUUCUCAUGUGGGAAUUUCACAGUGAGAGGUUCAUACUUUUUUGACAUUUUUGGUUUUGUUUUUUACUUUUAUAUUAAAAAUAAUUGGUGACUAUUUUGUUUCGUAUUGUUAGUUGUGAAAUCAAGCAGAUUUAAAUACAGCACAACCAAAAUAAGGUUUGUUUUGCAUUACACCUGCAUUUACUAUGGUGAAUUAAAGAAAAGUUUUGUGUGAGCUUUCAUUUA
Molecule: messenger RNA, 1349 nt
Organism: Medicago truncatula (barrel medic)
Lineage: Eukaryota; Viridiplantae; Streptophyta; Magnoliopsida; Fabales; Fabaceae
Product: GATA transcription factor 21
Exons: 3
Coding region: 179-1096 (305 amino acids)
Biological process (GO): regulation of DNA-templated transcription
Molecular function (GO): sequence-specific DNA binding; zinc ion binding
Source: RefSeq, a predicted model, not a curated record